AUGAACCCACUCUUUGGGCGCGGAACCCUCGCCAAGCAGUCGGCUGGGCGAGUGUACAACGUGGAUAAGGAGAACAUCACGAACGGCUCAUCCUCCGCCGGCGAUACCAUCAUUCGCGACCAUCUGACCCCUCUCAAGAGUCCCUCCGCGACCCGUGGCAGCGUCAUCUACCGAACCGUCGGUGGUCGAGCCACGCUCACGCCGCGCAGACGAGGCUCGAAGAUCAUCACCACCAACCCCCUGCCGCACCUUCUCGAGAGUGUGAACCACCGGGAAAGGGCUUCCACAUUGUCGUCGUCGUCGUCGGAGGACUCCACGCAACCAUCGCCUUUGUCUUUUGCUGCCGGCUCGCGCAUCCAAGGCCCGACUACGCCGCAGAUCAAGCUCACCAAGAAGGAGCAACGCCAGCACAGAAAGAGCCUCAAAGUAAUGAAGAAGGAAUUGGAGCACGGAAUUAGGAGCACUAUAUCGCAGCCGUACAACUUCGUACACCGGUUGCAUGUCGAAGAGGAUCUGACGUGGAAGGAUCUUUCGGGCAAGGAGGCUCUUUCCAAUCUGCAACUGGUCGAGAAGUUGGGGGAAGGGUCUUACGGAGAGGUAUACAAAGCGCGUGCGGUGACCGGAGCAAUUCUUGUGGUCAAGGUCAUCAAUAUAAAGCUCGACAACGAGGAAUCAUUCCGCAAGGAAAUAGACAUCUUGCGUGAAUGCAGCCACACCAACAUUGUGCCGUACUACGGCAGCAUCUACGAACAAGAUUCGGUCUGGAUACUGAUGGAAUACUGUGCGUUGGGCUCUCUGCGGGACCUGAUCGACAUCUCUCGUCCGCUCACUGAAUCCGAGGUGGCGGUGGUGUGCUUCCAUACUCUGAAGGCACUCAUCUAUCUGCACUCGAGAAACAUUAUCCACAGGGAUGUCAAGGCAGCCAACAUUUUGUUGAAUGACCAAGCUCAGGUCAAGAUCGCCGAUUUCGGCGUGAGCGAGCAGUUCUCGGGCCACGGUGCUGAAUCUCGAACGUCAGAUAAGGUGUUGGGCACACCGCUGUGGAUGGCUCCAGGCAAGUAUGACUUCAAAGCGGGAGCUCCUCCGUUCGCGGACAUGAAUCCCAUGCGCGCAAUGAGGUACUUCAAUUUUAAGAUCCCUCUACGCGUAGCCUUUCGAUUUGUGCCCUUCCACGUGGAACCGCAGCGCUAA
Messenger RNA from Acanthamoeba castellanii str. Neff, 1191 nucleotides. Its product is annotated as serine/threonine kinase. Gene Ontology annotation, molecular function: protein kinase activity; ATP binding. Gene Ontology annotation, biological process: regulation of MAPK cascade; intracellular signal transduction; protein phosphorylation. The transcript is spliced from 10 exons. NCBI's taxonomy places the organism in Eukaryota, Discosea, Longamoebia, Acanthamoebidae. Bases 1 to 1191 code for a protein of 396 amino acids. The record is from RefSeq and is a predicted model, not a curated record.